Molecule: messenger RNA, 3288 nt
Organism: Coniosporium apollinis CBS 100218
Lineage: Eukaryota; Fungi; Ascomycota; Dothideomycetes
Exons: 2
Coding region: 1-3288 (1095 amino acids)
Biological process (GO): protein sumoylation
Molecular function (GO): SUMO ligase activity; zinc ion binding
Source: RefSeq, a predicted model, not a curated record
AUGACCGUCACGCCGCACCGCCGUCGCGCUCACAAUGCGCCGUCUAACGCUGUCGCCGCCCAAGAGCUGGCCUCGUCCAACUCGACCCUCAACAUGUUCUUUGGCGGUAGGCCCAGAGCCUGGAUGACUUCUGCAUUCGAGGGGCGGAUCGCUCUAGCAGCUCCGCCAUCUCAGCCGCAGAGCCGUCGUCCACUUCGUGCGGAUAAGUCUCGCUUAGCCUCCACGCAUCUCUCGCACGAAUCUGUUGCCCCACCGUCACAACCCAUCUCAGAUGAGUGCCAUGUCUCGUCCGCCUCGACGUCGCCUCAGUUAGCGAACAGCGUCGUCCAACCCAAAGCGCCUUCCGACAGCGAGCCCGUCUGCAUACUUCCAUCGCCCACUCCCAGCGAGGAUCCGAGCAGCGGGCCGGGAUACGAACCAAUGUUUUUGGCGGACCUCAGGGCAAUUCAACGCUGGUCUGGCCAGUCUCCGCAGGCGUCAGAGGGAGUGACCGAACAGGCUGACAUUACUGCUCCGGGUGGUACUGUGGGUGAUGCCGUAAAUCCGGAUGAAUCUGUAGAAGAAGCAAGUGUGGAACCGGCGACCACAUUGCCGGCGCAGGGUUGCAAGAGACCCGCUGACCUCUCGCCAUCGUUGAGCGACAAGCGGCCUCGAAUACAGCCUCGAGAGAGUGGUCAAGACAUUGAUGCGCCCAGAAACGGGCCUCAGUCGCAUCUGGAGCAUCCCUUCGGAAUGUUACAUCCGCAGGUGCGCCAGCAUCUGGAGAACCAAGUCGAGCCGGGGCUUGAUCCGACGCCCUCGGGUCCAUCUUCACCUGACUUUAUGGAUCUUGAGCCAGCUAUGAGCGCAGCAUGUCGCACUGGAACUAGAGUGGCUCAUCAUGAACAAGCAAACCCUGGACAACGCGCACCACAAGCCGGAGGGUCGGCGCAGCAGCGGCGUCUUCCUCACUUAUCACAGUCCGCUACUCCUUCGUCAUCGAGUGCUGCAAGCUCUUUUUCUACCUCCUAUCUUCGGUCAAUCCAGGCUUAUCUUACGAGUGUUGGUGGCCUUCAGGCGCUGAAUCCAAUCGAGCAAUCGAGGAUACAACUCUUAGAGGAUGCGGCAAACAUCGAGGAUAGAUUCUACCUCACGUUGCAUCAGUUGAUGUGCGUAAGCUCAGUCAAUGCGAUGCUUCUACCCCGCGAGCUCUUAGCUAUGCCUAGGCAACACUUGACGACAGCCAUACAGCUCAUGGAUCACGUCCUGUGUCCGAACCAUAAUUUAAGUCGAAAAACCCUGCUUUGGUUUGCCAACUUUCCAGUUUCGGUCUGGUAUGGUGUGCCGGAGAUCCAAAAAUUUAUGACUUUUGUCAUCUGUGCUGGCCAGCGCUGGCAAAGCUUUCAAGAUUACUACGCGCGAAGCCGUUAUCCGCCGCUGGCACACGAGAUUGCCGAGCAGCUUGCGAUAGACUCGCCCAUCUUCCAGAAGGUUGUUUUUCUCUCGAUUUUGCGACAAAUCUGGGGCAACGGGAACUCGUCCUGGAUUAGGCUCGCAGAGGAUACAUUUCGGGAGGAUCAGCAACGGUACCAGCUUCGGAAAAGCCAGGGAAACGCCGCGACAAAUCCGGCUAGCUGUGCUGAGUACAGUCAUGUCAGACAACGUUACCUCGAGUUGCUCGUACGUCAUAAGGAAGCUGUCCGUCCAGCAUAUGCUGUGUCCCCUAUAGGCACCCCCAACAACCUACAAGGAGCUAUGCAACCGCCUGCGGCCCGCAUUCAAAUUAACACAAACGUGCCUCAUGUCCGCUCUCAAAGUAUGGAGAGCCCGACCUCAACGCACAUUCGAUCUCAGACGGGUUAUGUGCAGAGAACCCAUCAAACUCCACAAAACAUGCGCACGGUCUCAGUAGCAGCGCCCAUGCUGCCGUCGCAACAACUCACAAACCAAGUUCGACCAAGCAUUCAGCAGUACCAGCAAGGCCCCAUCCAACAAAACGUCCAACAAGCUCGCUUGAUUCAGCCCAUCCCGUCGGGCGCCCAGAUGAGACAGUCUAUCCCGUCAAGCGCUCAUCCGAGACAGCCCGUUCCGAGCCGUCAGCAUGCCGCUCAGGCACCGGUUGUCGGGCAACCUUCUGUGAGCCGGCCUCUCUUCCCUGCGACAGGGGAAUUUGUGUCCCAGCCGUCACAUCCCAAUCCCGCAGUUUCAGCUCUCCACCAGGCACAUCUUCGAAGUCCGAUUCUAAGGCCGAAGCAAGGUGGCGACUGGGUAGCUGAUGGCCCGACAGCACUGUACCAGUACGUCAUGGGUUUCGCGAUGUUGCCUCAGGUAGUGGCGUUAAGUCAGCCCGUCCAAUCGUGGUCGUUCACGGUUGCCAUAGAGGACUUCGCGCUGGUUCCUCGAGAUGAGCUGUCUCGAGACGGGCGCCCACCUUCUAGAGUGCUAGGGGAAGACUCUCUCACAUACCGGCUGCGCUGCUCCAAGAUCCCAUCGUCUGGACAAGUUGAAGAGAGCGCAUGGGUUAUCACCGACAACGCUAUGCCUUCCUAUUUCUACCCUCAAAUAAACGGCAAGCCACUACAGAUGCGUCGAAAGCUGCAACACGGCAAAGACCUACCGAUAGACGUCACCCCAUACAUCAGAGCGGGAGACAACCUCCUUGAGAUCUUUAUCAACCGCACUGCUGACGAGCCCUCACCGACCGCUUACGCCUUCGCGAUCGAGGUAAUCGGACUAAAGUCCCACGCCGCCAUCAAGGCUGAAUGCUGUGCCUUCUACCUCGUACCCAGCACGCAGAUCCUCGCCUCCAUCAAGUCCAGCCUUUCCAACACCUCCCCUGCCGACGACGACGACGAUCUCCUAGUCGUCAGCAACACCCUAACAAUCGACCUCUUCGACCCCUUCUCCGCCUGCAGAAUCUUCGACAUCCCUGUCCGGGGCCAAAGCUGCCUGCACCGCGACUGCUUCGACCUCGCAACAUUCCUCGAGAUGCGCAAGAGGAGUCAACCAGGCUGGCCGUCCGCGGUUGACGAGUGGCGGUGUCCGCUCUGCAAGGCGGACGUGCGGCCCCAGAAGCUGGUCGUCGAUGGCUUUCUGGUGGACGUGAGGGCGAGGCUUGCCGAGCAAGGCUUGCUGGCCACACGGUCCAUCAUUGUCGAAGCGGAUGGUAGCUGGAGACCGAAGCCGGAAAAGGCGCCGAGGGGAAGCGUGGGACCUGAGUCGAGGGAUGUCACGCCGGUCAUGGAGGGCGCGCCUGCAGGCCCGCUGAUGCCGGCCAAGGAGAUUGGAGUUAUCAGUCUCGACGACUGA